GUUGCCAUGGUGCCGUGAGGCGCCCGCCGCCAUGGCGCUGCCCUCGCCGCCCCCGGCCCGCGUCUUCGCCGAGCUCCUCCCGGCCCCGGCGCCGGUCCCGGCCCCGGCGCCAUCCGGGCGGGAGGUGCAUGUAAGCGGCAGCGCGGAGCUGAGCGCCGGCCCGGACCGGGCGCGGGUGUCGCUGCGGUUGGGUAGCCGAAAGGAGGCGGCCGGGGCGGCGCGGAGCAGCGUGGCCCGCCGGCUGGAGUACAUCGCCCAGAGCGCCCGUCAGCGCGGCGUCCCGGAAGAAAAUAUGACUGUAACAGAGGAUUUCAGUAGAGUAGAAAAUACUUACCAAAUGGAAGCAGAGGUCUGUAUUAUAUUCAGCGAUUUUGGAAAAAUGCAGAAUGUUUGCAAUCUACUCAUUGAAAAGUUAGGAACCUCUGUUACCAUCAGUCCACCUCAUUUCUACCAUACACCAGAAGCUGUAGACACCCUUCGCCGUCAAGUAUGUGUGGCAGCUGUUGGAAACACACGGCGGAAAGCUCAAGAAGUCUGUCGACUGUUUGGCCAGUCAUUGGGAAAACCUUUAUUAAUAAAAGAAGAAGAAACAAAAGAAUGGGGAGGCCACAUAGACAGUCAUCUAUCGAACUCCCCAGAUUCACUGACCCUGCAGGAAAGAAUCCAGAAUGCUACUGCUUAUGCUUCUUGUAGAGUGUUUGCUGUGUUUGAGAUAAAGGGAAAAGAAAACAGAAGACAUAAGUUGCUCUAGGAACUUUCAAAUCCUACACAUUUUCUUAAUAAAAUUUUUAUGC
Haliaeetus leucocephalus (bald eagle) is the source of this 794-nucleotide messenger RNA. It is a transcript of the gene IRAK1BP1, whose product is annotated as interleukin-1 receptor-associated kinase 1 binding protein 1. The transcript is spliced from 4 exons. NCBI's taxonomy places the organism in Eukaryota, Metazoa, Chordata, Aves, Accipitriformes, Accipitridae. The coding region runs from base 32 to 751 and encodes 239 amino acids. The record is from RefSeq and is a predicted model, not a curated record. Gene Ontology annotation, biological process: canonical NF-kappaB signal transduction; immune response.